AUUUACAAAGUGCAUUCUCUUCUCACUCUGUACAGAUACAGUGAGGUCUGCACCAGCAGGAGGAAAAGAGAACAAUGUGGAAAGCAGCAGUGUUUGUGUUGCUGCUGUUGAACGUGGACACACAGGUGAACGGUGCUGCAGGUGACACGAAGGACUCUGUGAAGGAAAAUCCCAGACCUGAGACACAGGUGAAGACAGAAGAGGCUGGAGCCAGUGGCAGCAUUCCUGCAAAACAAGCUGCCUCUCCAGCCUUCCUGGGUAAUUUGCUUGUGAUACCCAUGGAUGGGAGUCACUGGAUAACCACUAAGGCCGUUGCCCAACAAAUGGGUCGUCGUGGACACCGGGUCACCGUUGUGAUACCAGAGGUCAGCAUGCGCAUGGGCCCGGGGAAGCACUAUGACACUGUGACCCACUCUGUUCCCUAUGACACAGCUUUUAUAGAGUCUGUGCUGGCCUUACAGAAGGAAAACAUGCAAAACUCAGGACUCUCUUUCAUGGAGAAGACAAAGAAAAAAAUCGCACAUUUCCAGGGAAUUAUAGGAUUACUGCACACCACCGCAGAGAGUCUACUGUUCAACGCCAGCUUAAUCUCACACCUGGCACAGCAGGGCUUUGAUGCAGUGCUGACAGACCCCGCCGUACCCACGGGUGUACUGAUUGCUCGGAAAUUAGGCAUCCCCGUUGUUAAUCUACUGAGAGGAAUCCCGUGUUCCCUGGAAAUGAAGGCCGCAGGCUGCCCUUCUCCACCUUCAUAUGUGCCUCGCUUCUUCACGCGAUACACUGACAAAAUGACCUUCAAGGAGAGAACUGUCAACACCUUGAUAGCUUUGCUGGAGCCACUGCUUUGCAAACUGAUUUUCUGGCAUUUUGACCAUGUCACCCAUCAAUUCCUGGGAGAGCAGGUGGGCGUAGCUGAGGUGCUGUCAAACUCUGAUAUCUGGCUGCUGAGGAUUGAUUUCACACUGGAGUUCCCACGUCCUGUCAUGCCAAAUGUAAUACUCGUUGGUGGUAUCAACUGCAACGUGAGAGCUCCUCUUCCUGAGGAUUUGGAGACCUGGGUGUCAGGAGAGCACGGGUUCAUAGUGUUCACUUUGGGCACCAUGGUGUCAGAUCUGCCAGAAGAAACCACCUCCAUCUUCCUGGAGGCCUUCGGACAGAUACCACAGAAAGUGAUAUGGAGAUACACUGGUCACCUUCCUGACAAUGUCCCAGAAAACGUGAAGAUUAUGAAAUGGGUCCCUCAGAAUGACCUACUAGCACAUUCUGGAGCCCGGGCUUUCAUCACUCAUGCUGGCUCCAAUGGACUUUUUGAGGGACUCUGUCAUGGUGUUCCCAUGGUGAUGCUGCCAUUAUUUGGGGACCAGCCCGAUAAUGCGGAGAAGAUGGCGAAAAGGGGAGCAGGAGUUGUGUUGGAUAUUACUUGUAUCACUACAGAAAGCCUUCUUCAAGGAUUGAAUGAGGUCAUAUAUGAUGUCAGGUAUAAAGAAAACAUGCAGAAGCUGUCAGCUCUGCAUAAAGACCAGCCAAUUCGGCCACUGGACCUUGCUGUAUACUGGACAGAAUAUGUGAUGCGGCACAAAGGGGCAAAACAUCUCAAGUCAGCUGUCCAUGAGCUAAACUGGAUCCAGUAUUUCUGCCUGGACGUGAUAGCGACACUAGUAACCAUAGUUUUAGUUUUUGGAAUACUUACAAUAAAAUGCAUGAAAAUGUGUUUCCGGAAACUAAGCAGGAAAAACAAACAGGAUUAGCAGGGUUCUAUAACUCAGUAACAAUUUGUUGUUGAAUGUCUGGUAGGGCUUAAGAAGAAUAACUGAACAAGAUUCAGUGGCCAAAAAGACAUUUAAUAAAGAAAUAUACAUAAUAUUAUCACACUACAUUAUGGUCUGGCUUUGUGGGACAACUUUAAGAAUUAAUGGCCACCCUUCUUUGGUGGGAACAUAGUGUAUUCUACAGCCAGAGCGACAGCAAAGGCAGCAAAUCCCCACUUGAAUCCUCUGAACAGCACAUCUGACAGAGUCACAGCACGAGCAAACCCGCCCGAGUAUCUCCAUGCCUCAUUACUGCAGAGAGAGGGAGAGGAAACAGAAGGACAGGGAGCAGUGUCAGGAGCCAUACUGGAGACAAAACAAUCACGACAGUACCUCAUGUGGGCAAAAAUACUAACCGUAACCACGGGUCCUUGAGACCCCUGUUUGCAAGUCUCUGCUUCGUGAAUUCCAGCGGUGUUCCCUCCACUUUCCACUGACGCCAGUCUGGCAACGGCAUCUUGUUGUGGCCGUGGUCACCUCCCAUACUGCAAAAAAUAUACAUAUCCAACUUGUUAGUAGUUUGUGUGAGCAGUGAAUCUGAAAGCUAGUCAAUAAAAACAGAUGUGACUUAUAAAA
Solea senegalensis (Senegalese sole) is the source of this 2384-nucleotide messenger RNA. RefSeq names its product UDP-glucuronosyltransferase 1-6-like. NCBI's taxonomy places the organism in Eukaryota, Metazoa, Chordata, Actinopteri, Pleuronectiformes, Soleidae. The transcript is spliced from 9 exons. The coding region runs from base 75 to 1748 and encodes 557 amino acids. The record is from RefSeq and is a predicted model, not a curated record. Gene Ontology annotation, molecular function: UDP-glycosyltransferase activity.